CUCUAUAUUCUCUCUCUCUAUAUUAAUUUUGUAUCUUUCUGUCUCUAAUAUGGAGAAGAGUGCUGAGAAAAGAUCAACCACCACCCUGAACUCAACAUCUCCAUCUCCGCCUCCACCAUCUCAUGUUGUAAUAAGCCCUUGUGCUGCAUGUAAAUCCCUAAGGCGUAAAUGUGCCGAUACAUGUUUGUUGGCGCCAUAUUUUCCUCCCAAUGAGCCACUCAAGUUCACCACUGCUCAUCGCGUUUUCGGCGCCAGCAACAUCAUCAAGUUCUUACAGGAACUUCCAGAGUUUCAGAGGGCGGACGCGGUGAGUAGCAUGGUCUACGAGGCGAAUGCAAGGCUGAGAGACCCUGUUUAUGGAUGCACCGGAGUGAUUUGUCAACUUCAAAAGCAAGUCACUGAGCUCCAAGCACAAUUAGCUGAGGCACAAGCAGAGGUUGUCACCGUGCAAUGUGAGCAAGCAAACCUCGUCAGCUCGAUUUGCUCGGAAAUGGCACAACAACAAACCUUCAACAACUACAUAAUUAGCAGUCCACAGAGUUUCGAAAAUAAUCUCAACUUCCAAGAUGACACCAGUCUAGAGUCAUUGUGGGAGCCUCUUUGGACAUGAUCAUCAACAAAUUAUAUCGUCUUCUACGUAUGGCUUUGUGGGCUUCGCGGGGAAAUCUCUAUUCAAAUCUCCUAACCCUGAGUUAAUGGCAUUGAUGAGAAGGAGAAUUUGAAGAUCUACAUUUGAUUAAGAAAGUUGGUGUAUGUUAGUAGGAACUAAAUGUAAUAUUAUUUACCGAAACUAGCUAAAUGUAAUAUUGUGUGAACA
This is a messenger RNA of Cornus florida, 817 nucleotides long. RefSeq names its product LOB domain-containing protein 1-like. The record is from RefSeq and is a predicted model, not a curated record. Lineage: Eukaryota; Viridiplantae; Streptophyta; Magnoliopsida; Cornales; Cornaceae. Bases 50 to 610 code for a protein of 186 amino acids. The transcript is spliced from 2 exons.